AUGCGAAGCGAUGCGUACGCUAGAGACCGAACCGCCCUGUACGGUACCAUGGAUGUGCAUGCCCGAUCGAUGGGAACGUCUAUGGACGGUUACGAGGUUUGCGUUUGCAUGGAUAGGCGUGAACCAAUCUCAUUACGUGACACGGCACACCGGCCGACGGAAAAUUACUACAUUCCAAGAGGAGGAGACCGAAGGAAUCCCGGUGGAAAAAUUGCAAACAAAAUUGGAAACCUAAAGCAAAAGAAACGAAGAAUUGAUGUUAGAGAAGCAGAGUACGCGAAAACACGAAAGCUAACAGCAUCACGUGAACUGCCGCUUGAUUCAACUACAAACGAGGCUGUUAAUUGGUUGGAAUUGAACGGUGAACCGUGGAACACAGUGCUCGAGAAAUGGUCAGUUAGUGCAGCUCACCGAAGACAGUAUUUGAAAAACCGAAAGUUCACAUUAAAGCUAUUGAAUCUGUACCCCCAUUACAAAAGGUCGUAUGGGUAUCAAUUGGUAGAUAUCGAUUUUCGGUUUCUGUAUGAAGAUGCUCGCAACGGAAUAGCUGUUCUGGAAAGCACGAUAACUGGAAUCAUAUUAUAUGCGACAAAUAAAGCGCAGGAUCCAUCUGCUUUGAAACUUCUGAAAUAUUUGAACAACAACACUAAUAGCUUAGAUGCACGAAUGAUUGCGUUGCUCCUAGUGCUGAACACUGUGUUGCCACCUAUUCAUGCAGGCUCACGCUUCAAGCCAACAAUUUACGUUGCACAAGAAGACACAAUUGUCUUUGUCAACAAGGAGGAUGAAAUAAAAUCAAAAAUCGAUUCUAUUUACGCAGCCUAUGCAGAGCGAAAUCAGCCUAUCGUGCCAAAACUCGUAGUGUUAGGUGAAGACAUCGAUACCAUCAGCGGAAGAUUUUUCGUAUGCUAUGAAGAGGUAUGCUAUGAGCUCCCAUCAGUUUCUAGAGCUACCGACGUUCUUAUCAAGCUAACAGCAGUGUUUGGGUUACCCUUUUCGAAGUGUUCCAGAUUAGUUUGGCACUUCAUUAGUGAAGUAGCAUAUGGGAUAAAGCAUCCAGAGUCAUAUGCCAACAUCAAUCGAAUAAAAACAUUUCUAAACACGAUCCAUACAAUAUCACCACCAUGAUUACUUGUAUGCUAGCUGGAUGCCUUCAUAUGUAUGAAGAUGCUGAAUUUUAUUUAAGCCAUUUGAGGAACCACCAUCAGACACCGGUCACCUACCAUUACAAAUGUACAGUUUUGAACUGUAUUCAAGUGUUUACCAAUUACCAUCGGUUCAGGAAACAUAUAAUUAAUCAUUUUCGCAAAACUAUUCAACAGAAAGAAUUCUUAGUAAUGGAAAAACAGGCAGAUUUUCACAACGAAAAUAUGUCUAGAGUAUUGCUUACUAAGAGAAGUAAAAUAAGUGUAUCUGACGAAACUGUAAAUAAAUCUAAAUGUGAUGAUAAAUUUACAUUCCAAGCAGCUAAACUAACACUGUAUAUGCACAACAAAAACAACUUAGCAAGAAAAGAUAUUUACGAUAUUCAGAGGGAAAUUUCUCUAUUAUUAUCAGAGUUAGCAGGGUAUUUAGAAUCCCUGAAGAUAAAUUCAGAUACGCAGACGGAAUUCAAAUUAAAAUCUUAUCUUAAUAAAAUGAAAACUAUGUUUAGUUCAGUAAAUUCAGAUUACAAUUUCUUCAAUUACUUACAUUAUUUGAACGGAUUAGAAAUGCCUAAGAUUAUAUCAAUUCAAAACAAUAAAAUCAUUGUUUCAAAAGUAAGCAGUUUCGAUGAUGGAAUAUGCGAAGAGAAACCUACGAGUUAUUGUGUAUUAAUGCCUAUUAAAUAUCAAAUCAAGUCCUUCUUCGAAACUAAGAAUAUUUUUGAUCAA
Molecule: messenger RNA, 1874 nt
Organism: Malaya genurostris
Lineage: Eukaryota; Metazoa; Arthropoda; Insecta; Diptera; Culicidae
Exons: 5
Coding region: 1-1128 (375 amino acids)
Source: RefSeq, a predicted model, not a curated record